Molecule: messenger RNA, 1460 nt
Organism: Balaenoptera ricei (Rice's whale)
Lineage: Eukaryota; Metazoa; Chordata; Mammalia; Artiodactyla; Balaenopteridae
Gene: COMMD8
Product: COMM domain containing 8
Exons: 5
Coding region: 65-616 (183 amino acids)
Source: RefSeq, a predicted model, not a curated record
CGAGCCGCGGCCUCAAAGGAGACGCCAGGAAUGGUCAUGUGACCCGGCCCCACUACUCGCAGGGAUGGAGCCGGAAGAGGGGGUUCCCUUGUGGCGGCUACAGAAGCUUCCUGCCGAGCUGGGCCUGCAGCUUCUUCACAAAAUAAUUGAUGGCAUUUGUGGCCGAACUCAUCCUCUCUACCAGGAUUAUCACAGUGUUUGGGAUUCAACAGAAUGGAUGCAUGUUCUAGAAGACAUUACCAACUUUUUCAAAGCUGUAGUUGGUAAAAAUUUAUCUGAUGAAGAGAUAUCUCAGCAGUUGGAUCAGUUGAAUUCAUCUCAUCAAGAAGCUAUCAUGAAAUGCUUAAAAAGUAGGAAAGAUGAAAUCAAGCAGGCUCUGUUGGAAGAAAUAGUUGAUAUUUCCUCUUCACAGCUACAGGAUUUUGAUUGGCAGUUAAAGCUUGCACUUUCUAGUGACAAGAUUGCUACACUACAAAUGCCACUUUUAAACCUUCAUCUAGAUGUAAAAGAAAAUGGUGAAGUCAAGCCGUAUUCUGUUGAAAUGAGUAAAGAAGAGCUGCAGAAUCUAAUAAAUUCCUUGGAAGCAGCUAAUAAGGUGGUCCUGCAGUUGAAAUAACUGGAAAUGAUGAAUACCAACAUUAUCGGAUUCCACUGCUACAAGUGAUAUGGCAGAGUGAAUACCAUGUGUUAGAAAACCUGCAGUAUACUCUUAUGGCCCGCUGAGAAAGCAGCAGUGUUGAGAUUACAAAGACAACAAUUUAUCAACUUCCCUAAAGAACAGGAAAUUAUAUGGUUGACAAGAAAUGCAUUAAAACAUGAAAGAUGAAAAGGCUAUAAUAGCAGUUUAUAUUUUCAUAAUGACUGUUUUGCUUCAUUUAUUAAAUAUUUGAGAAACCUUUAUAGAUAUACAGUUUUAUUGAAAGCUAAAAGUAGGCUCUAAAGUAAUGUAAACUUACAAGCACAAAUAUACUUGAAUAUUGCUUAAAGAACUAUGUGAAUAGCAAGGAUGUUUAUUAUGGAUAUAUAUGGUUAAUUUGUGAUAUUUUUAAAAAAAUAACUUUUAAAGAAUGUAUAAGCUACAUCUGUAACUCAGGAGAUUCCAUGUUUUUCUCAUAUUUCAAAGGAAAGUUUAUAAAAUGUAAAAUUUCUAAGUGCUCCAGACAUGAAAAAACACUAAAUCUGUGUGAACGAUUUUGAGUUUUGAAUUCUAGAAACUAAAAUCUCAUAUUAGAACAUAGAUAAAAAUGAAAAUAACACUGUAACUUCUGUAUUUCUGUGUCUGAUCAGGAGAGUAUGCUCUGAUAAAAAGAAUACAUGUCAUUGCAUAGAGUAUACAUUACUAUCAAAAUGUCAGCUAAGACUGUAUAUAGACCACAUUUGUUGUAAACUCUUAAUUUGUUAUAAAUUCUUAAUGAAGUUUUGGAUGUUAACAACUUCAUUGGAAAACAGACCAUUUUUAA